This is a messenger RNA of Bufo bufo (common toad), 571 nucleotides long. RefSeq names its product placenta associated 9 (gene PLAC9). The transcript has 4 exons. The coding region runs from base 169 to 480 and encodes 103 amino acids. The record is from RefSeq and is a predicted model, not a curated record. NCBI's taxonomy places the organism in Eukaryota, Metazoa, Chordata, Amphibia, Anura, Bufonidae.
GACUCCUGCCAGAUUGCUGGAUAACUGGGACUGCUGUUAGGCAGGGUAAAAAAUAUUCCAACCAGCUUUUCCUGAUAAUAUCCUACUUUCAGAGCUGUCUCGCGGUCUUCAGAAUAGUGACAUAGGACAUCUUAAGCACCCUGGAUAGGAAACACUUUUUUCAGCUGGAUGAAGCUGGAUCAUAGUAUCAAUAUGGGCACCAUCAUUCCUGUAAUAUUCCUGCUGCUAGUUGUGCUGGAUGGAAGCAUGACAGCUGCUGACCCAGUGAGUACCUUGCAGAGAGAAAGAGGAGAGUGGUGUAAUGAACACCAAAAGGUCCACAAACGUUUGGAUGCAAUAGAGGAGAGAGUGACAAAAACUGUGGAGCACCUGUAUUCUGAAGUCAAUUCUUUGCUCGACACCAUUUCUGGAUCUUCUUGGGCCCUGUCGGUAGCACCCAGUGGCCCUCUCUUGAAUAUAUUUGAGGAAGAUUCUAGAUGAAGAUGCAGAACAAUACUUACUUUCUGAACACAAUUUUUAUAUUUUUCCAUUGUGUGCUUUGUGACAAAUAAAGGUAUAUUUUACUACACCA